UCACGAUUCACUAACGAUGGCUAACUUCAGUUGGCACUAUAACGAAAAGCUAGGUUAAGUUUUAGUGCAAGUUUGAUUUAAACAACAGCAAACGUAGUUUAUUUAUUAAUAGAAGUAAUAGAAUGCCUUUACCUAUCCAGAACUAUCUAUACGAGAAUGCUGUUGAACCAAUGCAAGUCGAUGCGCCUCCCGAAGACAACGAGAAUAACGAAGAGGAGAGUUAUGUAGUCGAGAACCCCACUUUAGAUUUAGAAUCGUAUGCGAAUAGCUACUCGGGUUUGGCCAAGUUAUAUCGGCUAAUCUACAUCGUCGAUCAUUGCCCUUCUCUACGCUUGGAGGCCCUGAAGACCGCAAUCUCGUAUGUUAUGACGACGUACAACGUAAAUUUAUACCAGGUGCUGCAUCAGAAGUUAGCCGAGGUUGUGACCGUCCCUCUUCUACCAGAUGUAGCCGCUCAGUCGACAAAUCAAGACGUACCCACCAUCGAUAGCUCAUGGAUGGAAACUAGAUCUAAAAAGGCCGCCUUAAAAUUGGAAAAACUAGAUAAUGACUUAAAGAAUUACAAAUCAAACGCGAUUAAGGAGAGUGUGAGAAGGGGACACGAUGAUCUUGGUGAUCACUACUUGGAUUGUGGGGAUCUGUCGAACGCCCUGAAAUGCUAUUCGAGAGCUAGAGACUACUGCACUAGCAGCAAGCACGUCGUUAAUAUGUGUCUAAACGUUAUAAAAGUAUCCGUUUAUCUUCAGAAUUGGUCUCAUGUGCUUAGUUACGUUUCGAAAGCCGAAAGUACUCCCGAUCACUCAGAAUCAUCGACCAAAGACUCUUUCCAAGUGAUAUUAACUAAACUUAAGUGUGCGGCGGGAUUAGCAGAACUGGCCACGAAGAAAUAUAAAUCGGCCGCCAAACAUUUCCUACAGGCAAACUUGGACCACUGUGACUUUCCCGAGCUGCUCUCCCCCAGCAACGUCGCGAUGUACGGCGGUCUUUGCGCUUUGGCGACGUUCGACCGGCAUGAACUCCAAAAGAACGUCAUCUUCAGUAGUUCCUUUAAGCUAUUCCUAGAGCUUGAACCGCAAUUACGCGACAUCAUCUUUAAAUUUUACGAGUCGAAAUACGCAUCCUGCUUAAAGUUAUUGGACGAAAUUAAAGACAAUCUCCUGCUGGAUAUGUACAUCGCACCUCACGUCAACACCCUUUACACCCAGAUUCGGAAUAGGGCCUUAAUUCAAUACUUUAGCCCUUACUUAUCGGCCGACAUGCACAAGAUGGCUGCCGCGUUUAAUCGGACCGUUAUCGCCUUGGAAGACGAACUAAUGCAACUGAUACUCGAGGGGCAGAUUCAGGCAAGAAUCGAUUCGCACAAUAAGAUCUUAUUUGCGAAGGACGUCGAUCAACGGAGCACGACUUUCGAAAAGAGUCUACAGAUGGGUAAGGAGUAUCAGAGGAGAACGCGUAUGCUGAUACUACGUGCUGCGGUUUUAAAGAAUAAAAUUCACGUUAAGAGUCCUCAAAGGGAAACGUCGGGGCAGAGCGGUGAGGUAACUGUUGCGCCCGGUACGAGCACUGUGCUCACGGCUCGCAAUUGAAUGUAAAUGCUAGCAAUUAAGAUCACUUUAUCUAUAAAUAAUCUGAUCCCUUUGUUAUUAAAUACACAUUUUUGAUUUGAAUGCGA
Photinus pyralis (common eastern firefly) is the source of this 1672-nucleotide messenger RNA. It is a transcript of the gene CSN1b, whose product is annotated as COP9 signalosome complex subunit 1. The record is from RefSeq and is a predicted model, not a curated record. The transcript is spliced from 4 exons. NCBI's taxonomy places the organism in Eukaryota, Metazoa, Arthropoda, Insecta, Coleoptera, Lampyridae. Gene Ontology annotation, cellular component: COP9 signalosome. Bases 123 to 1586 code for a protein of 487 amino acids.